Molecule: messenger RNA, 365 nt
Organism: Phycomyces blakesleeanus NRRL 1555(-)
Lineage: Eukaryota; Fungi; Mucoromycota; Mucoromycetes; Mucorales; Phycomycetaceae
Exons: 3
Coding region: 1-228 (75 amino acids)
Biological process (GO): protein targeting; post-translational protein targeting to membrane, translocation
Cellular component (GO): membrane; Ssh1 translocon complex
Molecular function (GO): transmembrane protein transporter activity
Source: RefSeq, a predicted model, not a curated record
AUGAGCACAUCCGAGAUUAAAGAUCAAGCCCAGGAGCUUAUAAACGCACCAAAGACAUUUGUCAAGGAAGGAAUCCAGUUCAUCAACCGAUGCAAGAAGCCUGAUCAGAAGGAAUUUCUCAAGAUUUCCCAGGCUGUUGGUAUGGGAUUUGCUGCCCUUGGUGCUCUCGGCUACAUUGUAAAGCUCAUUCAUAUCCCCAUCAACAACAUCCUUGUGGGUGCUGCUUAAAGUCAUUGGCGUCACUUGGAUGGUCUGAACGACCAAAUACCGGUGCUUUGUAUAAUCCAUUCUUCAUUAAUCAUGCGCUUAGGCUCACUUUAGACAUAAAAUCUUGAAAAAUACAUUUUUGAAUUCGACGUUUGACC